Closterium sp. NIES-65 is the source of this 1812-nucleotide messenger RNA. The record is from the annotation of a GenBank genome assembly. Lineage: Eukaryota; Viridiplantae; Streptophyta; Zygnematophyceae; Desmidiales; Closteriaceae.
AUGACUCAAUGUGCAAACAAUCCUGCCAUAUCCGGUUCAGAUUCCCGCCUUAUAUUGUCGCGCCUACUGCUCGCCGUCGCAUACCUUAUCGCGGUCGCCGUCGCAGUCCUCUCCUUCUCCCCGCAACUCCGCCUGGCGGAGCGGCGAGCAUCGCCUGCUCGGAGCGGCGGGUCAGGCGUUGAAUACGGGCAAGAGGAUGUCGAGGGGCGGUACGGAGGCCGUCGAGCGCGGCGAUUGGAAGACGAAGAGGCCGCAUUUAACGCGAGCUUCGACUUUAGUCUCAACGAGACGUGGAAGGAGGGAUUCUUCAACAUGACGCUCGAGAUCGAGAAGUGGCGGGCUGGCGGCGGCUGUGAUCGUUUUCGUGAGCGCUUCUCGUCGCACCUCCACGUGGACUUGCUGCAAGACGACGACCCCGCCUCCUGGCCUCCCAACCCCUCGCUCCAGGUCGGUACAAGCCCCCAUAGGCUUCAUUCCCCCCCCACUGCAUCACCACAUUGCUCCAUGAUUGCACGGGCGCAUCACCACCCGUUCCAUCCUCCCCCUCCUUUCUCGCUCACACCCAUCCCCUCCUCCCUCCGCCCCCAUCGCCCCAUUCAUGCAGCCGCUGUCGCUGCCCGAGUGUCCGCGGAUACAGCAGCGGCAUGUGAGCGUGCGCGUGCAGCCGCCCUUCGUGUGGUUCGGGCAGCGCUUUGGCAACCGCCUGGGGCUGGAGGGCUCUCACACGUGCGCGCACUGCGGCCUCACGUGCACGCUUCCUCCGCUCCUCUUUCUCCCUCUCUUGCGCGCCCCUGGCAGUUCUCCUGGGAGGAGCAGGUGGUGCCUCGCCCCGACGUGCUGCUCUUUGUGCGCCAGUACGGCCCUCUCAAGGAGGCCGAACAACGGGCCAUGGAUGCGCUGACCACACGGCCUCCCCACGAGCGGCCGCUACUGGCCCUGCUGGACCCCGAGGCAGCCCCCACGGGCGCCACAGUGCCCGACCGCGAGAUCUUCUCCCCGUGGGUGCCCCCGGAGCAGCGCGCGCAGUGGGACGUGCUGGUGGGGUACCACCGCGACAGCGACGUGCAGAUCACCUAUGUGGGCAUGAACGAUGACGAGGCGCGGAAAGACCUCGUCUCCAACAUCAAACUCGCUGGUGUGCCGCUGUACCGUGCAGGGUCGCAGCAAGCGCGUAGAGGAGUGCCGCUGUACCGUGCGGGGUCGCACUGUUCUGUGCACUGGAGGGAGGCGAUGGUGAAGGACAUUCUGCGCGUGCACACCACGUGGGCGGCAGGCGUGGAUUCUGGCAAGUCAACGUUCACCUCUCCUGUCAUUGUGUUGCCCCUCGUCCCCUCCUCUCCGGCCCUCCCCACCCGACACCCCACUCUUCCUCCACCCCAUCCUCACGCGCCCUGCAGCACGCCUCUGGACAAGUGGACAGCGCGCACACACUGUGUGGAGUCGAGGUACAAGUUUGCCAUCGCCGUGGAGAACAGCGAGCGGGAGAGCUACGCCACUGAGAAGCUCUUUAUUCCCUUCGAUGCCGGUCAGUCGCUGCCCUGCCUUCCCCCUCGCCAACCCCCUCUCCCCUCCCCUCCUCCUACCCUGUCCCCCACUUUCCCCCUUUUUGUCCCCUCUUCCCCCCUUCUGCCCCGCCUUCUUCCGCUCUCAUCCGUUUUGCCCCCUAAUCACUCCCUGUCUCUGCUUGUUCCCCAACAAUACACUUCUGUCAGCACCACCCUUCCGCAGUCGCCACUCUGCACCUCACUGCACCGCCCUUGCCUCCCAUAUCUCCAGGCACGGUACCGGUGCACUAUGUAUGCUCCGGUAUAG